Messenger RNA from Daldinia loculata, 3608 nucleotides. RefSeq names its product Retinoic acid induced 16-like protein-domain-containing protein. Bases 217 to 3102 code for a protein of 961 amino acids. Lineage: Eukaryota; Fungi; Ascomycota; Sordariomycetes; Xylariales; Hypoxylaceae. The transcript is spliced from 4 exons. The record is from RefSeq and is a predicted model, not a curated record.
GGACCUAAUUAAUCCAGUAAUACAAGGAUUACCCCGGUUUGCCUAAUCAUCAAGAAACAUCUUGGGCACCGGAUUUGGAGGGUGAUUUAUGCGACUACCACAGUAGAUUAACCGUUAGAAACUGCUUAAGAUUCAAUGCCUCAAUGCUGAUAAUUGCAACUGCAACUUUUCUCAACACGUAUUUUGAGAAUUGAGAGAAAUGCCUCUCAAGACGCUAUGGACUUUUGGUCGCGCCUCAUAGCAAACACCCGCUUGUCCUCGGGGAGUUCGAGCAAGGAUGCCGCACGAGAUCCCAUAAGACGUCGACAACGCUUCGAGAAGGAAUACGGCCAACUCUUACAAAUAUGGCGAAACUGCCCAAAUAUCGCCCAAGACGAAGAUGCCGCCGAGAACAUUGAACUCCGCCUCCAGGGGCUCACCAAUAUACUCGCCGACGAAUCCCGACGCCCGUUACCUCAUCCUUGUGUAUCCUUCUCCGCUACCAAGCAGAUCUACGUUCCGAUCGCCAAGAUAGCGACAUCAUCAUACAAUGAGUGGAUUAUUAAAGAGGCUGUCCUAUUUUUUGCUACUCUCAUCGAAAGUGAGGAGGAAGCCUUCGUCGAAAGUGAUGCAUUUUCCGCGAGCUUAACAAAUCUCCUGGUUCGUAUAACGGGUAUCAACAGUAUUCGAUUAGGUCCCGACACCGAAGUCAAGGUUGUUGAAUUGGCGUUUAAUAUCACCACUAAGAUCCGCCUUGAUCCCGGUAUCCUCCCUGCUUGGUUCAAAUCCCACCCCGAGAGCCAUGCGAAUGACGAGAAGACCAAGGACCAGAGGGAGAAGUUUGCCGGAAAGAUUCAGAAGCAGGAUUUUCCGCUUUUCUAUCUAUUGAUGGACUAUAUACAUCAUGAAGGGAAAAUUGGUGACUUCGCUCGGACUGGUCUGUUAUACAUCAUCGAGGCCGCUUCUUCCUCUGUUGCCCUGGAACAGUGGAUCGUAGAGAGUGACUUGUCGACCCUGAUGGCUACUGGACUUGGCGCGUUAUAUAGUCAACUGAGUCGGAAGCUUGUUAUCGACCAUCCCCCGGAGAACCUCCCUCCAGUUCUUGCUUUGUCCGAUUAUCAACAUCCCACAUCAACCUUUGAGAUUGUUAGUUCUUGCAGCCCAGACUUUCAGCUGCAUUUAGAGACGUUCCUUUCCCAUCUGCUAUUCUGGCAGGAUGUUCUCAACCACUGUCGAUCGGUGGAAGUGAAAUCAACUCUCCUCGAGCAUUUUCAAGUCAUUUUCCUACAACAACUACUGUACCCUUCCCUCUUGGAGUCUUCAGAUGUAGAUGGAGGCUCGUCAGUGGCCGUCUUAACUUAUCUUCGACACAUACUAGAAGCUUUAGAUCAUCCCGAUAUGAUCAACCUCGUCCUUCACUACUUGCUAGCUCUCCCAGAUGCGAAGUCGGCCGCGCCGCCCGAUGCCGAGCCGUCGGUUAGCGCUGCGCGAAAGCGAAAGUCCAUGGACCUCGCCACUAUGAUGGCUACUAAAGUUGAACCUAGCUAUACACCCCUACUAUUUAAUCUAGUUGAUUUAAUUCGCUCAUGCCUGAAGUCUCGGAAUCAGCAGACCGUGUGUGUUACGCUUCAGCUCGUGGCGGCGAUCCUUAAGCGGCAUCACCGAUACGCGACUACGACUCUUCUUCACACAGAAGGUAUCGAUACCAAUACUUCUCGUAGAACUGUGGGUGCUCAUGAACAAGAAGUCGAGUUUCUCACUACUCUAGCCGGGUCUGUUGGGGGCCAAGACAAUUUCAAUGAGAUAUACGAGAACAUCCUGAAAGAUAGUAUGUCGCGUGUAGAAGGUCACCCAUGUUCUCUCAAACUGGUUACCCCGAACCUUCCCACAAACAACCCCAAGUUACCAAUAAUUCCGGAUUCCUUGCCUGGAGCACCUGGAGAUGUCCCGCGACACACGCUGAGCGCAGAAGAUCCUCUGUGGAAUAGCAUCCUGGACAUUCUGGACUCCUUUUUCAUUAAUCCCGUCGAGAUGAACCUAUCAGCCACGGAGACUAUACUUGAUUUAGCCGUAUGCGGGUAUAUAUCUGUCGAGGGAUGGCUUAUGCGACAUCCAAGAAGAUAUUCAUACGAUGGAGAUACUGAUGAAUCUACAUCUCUCCCCUUAGACCCCGAAUCCCCUUCAUUUGCCGAUACCGAGAAGUUAAAAGAUAUUGAAAAGUGCCGUCGUUGGCCGGUGUGGCAGUCAUCGGCCUUGCCACGUAUUCUCACUGUUCUAGAGGCGCUUGCUGACCAAGUUGAUUACUUCCGAGGUUCGGUGCCGCGAUUCGAGGAACUCUUGCAGCAACGCCGUGAAGCCUUCCAAACGGCUGAUACCGUUAUACCAAAUCAGAAUUUUCGGCCAACCUCUACCACGGGAGCUUCUAUACCAGAUCAGACAAGUCAGGAUGGAUCCCGCGCGGCAUCCCCACAGCGGCCUAGUGCACUUGAAGGGUUUGCGCAGAGGAUAUUGUCUGAAUUUGGAAGCCCCAGCCGGUCAGGUAGCCCACGUGGGCGAAAGGAAACAAUUCGAAGCUCGAGUACGGGAUCAGGAACAUCAGGAGGACAAGGGGUUACAUCACCAACUCCCAAGUCGAUACAACCUCCACCGAAAGAAUUUCCUCUAAACUAUGAUAAUCCGUCCAGAAGCGGACUGGCACGAUCGCUCUCGCCUGGAAGUCAGCAUUCUGGUAACGAUAGUCCGAUAGUCAGCGAAGCUGCUGCAUUUGCAGCAGUCGAUCAAGGGAUACUUGCCCGACAAGUAAGCUUACCAGCGCAGAAGAUCGAACCGAUUCUAUUAGACUUUAAACUAAAGAGCGCCAAUGCCACAGCAGAUGUCGAGGAGGAACAAGAAGGUGACAACGAAGGAAAAGCAGAUACUACAGAGGACCAGGAUAGUAAAGAUGAGAGUGAUGUUGCGGACCAAUCUAUUGCCCCAACACCGCCCGAGACACCGCCCGAAGUCAAGACAGUUUCGGUCUCACACAUUCUCACCAACGUUAUUAUCUACCAACAGUUCUUAUUGGAAUUGGCGAGCCUGGUUCAGGUCCGGGCAAGUCUGUUCAACGAGGUUAGAUUUGCCUAAGUGCAACUAGUAAAUCGAUGAUGCGCACGACUAUUACGGAUGAUGGCGAUUUUCUUGGCCUCCUUUUCCCAGCACGAGGGAAUACGACAUUUUAUUGGCGCCGGAGGCUACGUCUUGGCGGGGAUUAGACGGCUUGGGGGAGAGUAGAGCGACGCUCGCAUGUCGCGGGUUUACGAUGCGCAUAAGAGUUUGAGAAGAGGAGAAAGAGUCUAGGUUUCGUUACGUGGCCUUGUUGAGCAGUCUUCGUUACUUCUACGCUAGAUACCACAUAUUCUGUCCAGCUCUCUCGUUUGAGAAGGGAAACGUGCUAUAAAUACAAUUAUGUUGUUCCGCCGUUGCGUAUAGAUAAUUCGAAAUCGUGUCUAUUCGUACAGUCAGUGUCGAGCAUAAAGUCUUUUAUUUGUGUACCUUAUUCUAUCAGCCGCUGUUUCCACUCUUGUACCUAUCGUACAGUCAGUGUCAUCGCCUAGGGAGAUAGACCCUAAUAACCAGUCAUCAAAAGGUAU